UGACUUCUGAUGCUGACUCCUGCUUCGACCACUAGGGAUGACCACCCAAGCCCUGAUCGUCACGCUUACUGCUUUCCCUGAGAAAUGAGACCAGAGUUAAGCAUCUUUUAAUUUAAUUUUAAUAUUUUAUACACCGGAGAAAAGUCUGAUUAAUGAUACUUAUUCAUAUUGGUCUUAUAGCCACGGCUGUCUGUGCUUGCUUUGACAGAACUCAGAGUAUAGUGACAUCCAAGAUAGGCAUUUCAGUGUCUGAAAUGCUCCUUAAAUAGAACAAACAGAUCAGCAUGACUUAGUGAUAAAAUUACCUUCUGGUUUACAGGCUCUCCAGCAUGCGACUGCACUAUAGGGAACUCAGCACACCCCUCUGUGCAUAAUAUAAACAAACAUAGUUGAGAGUAGACCCAGGUGAGACAUAUAUAAAAGGAGAGAGCAUGGAAGAAAGGAUUACUCGAGCUGCGACUGCCAAGUUAAUGAAAAAAGCUUUUCUUGAAGCUCUAAAAUCAAAUGACUACAAAACGCUGGAAGAUCUUUUGAAACAAAAGCAAAUAGAUGUGGACAUGGUGUUUGAAGUGGAAGAUGAGAACCUGAUUUUGGCAUCAUACAAACAAGGAUAUUGGCUGCCUAGUUAUAAGUUAAAAUCAUCUUGGGCCACUGGACUACAUAUAUCAGCCCUGUAUGGAUAUCUGGAGAGCCUCAUGGUACUGCUAGAUCACAAAGCGGCCGUCAACUACAAGCCAAAUGGGAAAGCUGCUAUCCACGUGGCCUGUGACGUGGCAAACGUUGAGUGCCUCACAAUCCUUUGCAACCACGGAGCUAAUGUUAACUGCUUUUCACUGAGUGGCCAUGCACCCUUACACUUCUGUACCACAAAGGCCUCUGUGCCUUGUGCCCAGCAGCUCAUUUGGAGAGGAGCAAAUGUGAACAUCACAACAAACAAUCAGGAUGAAGAGACUCCCCUGCACACAGCUGCACGUUUUGGCGUCCCUGAACUGGUGGCAUUUUACGUGGACCAAGGAGCAAAUGUUGAUGCUGUCAAUGCCCACAUGGAAACUCCACUGGCCAGUGCAGCUUACUGGGCCCUUCGCUUUAAAGAGCAGGUGUACAGCCUGGAACACCACCUAAUCUGUAGGAUGCUGCUAGACUAUAAAGCUGAAGUUAAUACUCGUGAUGAAGAUUUCAAAUCACCCCUCCACAAGGCUGCCUGGAACUGUGACCAUGUGCUGAUGCACGUACUGCUUGAGGCUGGGGCUGAAGCAAACCUGAUGGACAUCAAUGGCUGUGCCCCCAUACAAUAUGUUUUGAAAGUGACAUCUGUGCGGCCAGCUGCCCAGCCUGAAAUUUGCUACCAACUUUUACUGAAUCAUGGAGCAGCUAGAAUAUAUCCUCCACAGUUCCACAAGGUGUUGCAGGCCUGUCAUUCCCACCCUAAAGCCAUUGAGGUUGUCAUUAACUCAUACGAACACAUCAAGUCAACAUCAAGGUGGAGAGGAGCUAUACCCGAUGACGUCUUUGAGAGAACUAUGAUAGAGCACAUUUUCACCAGAAAAUUCAAGGACCAGGGGAAAAUGGUGAAUGUUUUAUUGCAGUUCUGCAUGCAUUUGGUUGAAAACUGAUUUUGGGAAAGCAAAACAUGAAAAUACCAGAGACAGUCUUUCACAGAUGCUACAAUGAAGAGAGAUCUAACUCUAGCCACAGCUAUUCAAAUAGCAAAGCAGCCUGAACUGGUGAGGCAGCAAGAACAUGGGUAACUUGCUAAACUUGACAAAUAAGACACUAAGUUGGAAGCUGUGAACAGAUGUAGCAGGAGUGCUAAAAGUCGUUACCAUAAGACCCCUGAUGAAAAGAGAGAGAAUUCUCAGGCUAAGAGGGACAAAUUCCAGAGUAAAUGCACAAGGUGUGGAAAAAGUCAUAUCCUAAGAGAUGAUGCAUGUCCAGCCAGAGACAGAUGGUGUAUUAAAUGCAAGAAGUAUGGACAUUUUGCAGCUGUUUGCCACACCAAAGCAGUCAGGGAGUUGACUCAUAUAACAGACAAUCAAGAGCCAUUGUUUCUGGGAUUUAUCAAGUAUGAAGACAUAGAGCCUCUUCCAGGAAAGUGAAAUCGAAUAUUCAUGGCAAGAUUAUUGAUUUUAAAAUUGACUCAAGAGUUGACAUCACAGUUAGCUCAGAAGGGAUUUACAGUCAUCUUCAACCCCUCCAAGGGCUUAAAUCACCUGACACAGCUUUCACUAGCCCUGAAGUAUUGUGAAUUGCAUGGGUCAGUUCACUACAGAAACAACUUACAAAGACAGAAGCUAUGUACUCAGAGUACAUGUGCUCAAAAGAUCGAAGACCAACAACUUUCCCAGCUACAGUGUGGCAGCCAUGAUGGGCCCAGUGAGAAAGGUGGAAGAUUUGGAUGGAGGAUUUGAUUAUCUUGAACUUUUGAAAGGAGACCCAGCACAAAUCCAUUUAAGAGGCAAUCUGAAGUAUACAGUGUACAAACACUUCUGCCAAAGAGCCCUUGGAAGAGACUAGUUACAGAUUCAUGCAAAUUCAGAGGACAUAAUUACCUAUUCAUUGGGAAUUGUUUUCCCACCUAUAUAGAAAUUUUGUACUUGAAAGACAUAAUAUGUCACAGUGUUAUUGAGAAACAUAAGUGCAUGGUUGCUCACAUCUGUAUUCCAGAACAACUAGUGAUGGGUGAUGGACCACAAUUCACUGCAGCAGCAUUUAAGACAUUCCAAAUGAAAUAUGAUUUUGAUCAUAUUAUUAGAAGCCCACAUUACCAGCGAACGAAUGGAGAGGCUGUGAGAGCUGUCCAGGCACCCAGGAAAAUCCUACAGUAGGAAGAUCCAGUCCUUGCUCUUCUGAGCAGAGGUGUAGUUUGACUUCUAUAUUUGGGGGGGCAGGGCCUGGCAGGGCGGGGCCAGCUCCACAUGGCAGGGUCCAGAAACGGAGCACCACCUCCACCCCCUGACUCCUCUUAGCAGGCCACCCAGCCUGUCUGGGUUGGGCAGGAGGCACAACCAAAAAUUCUAACUCAAAGGGGAAGUUGGGGGGUCAGCUCAAAAAAUUUGAAAACUACUGAAAGUAGGGUGCAUGCAGGGAGUAGCGACGGGCUGUGUUCAUUGAGGGGUGCAGCUCAGGGCACAGGGAGGGGCUAACUAGGGGCUCUGUGCCAGGAGAGCCCCCUUGUGGUUGCUGUUCCCUGAGGGCUCUGUCAACCCCAGAGCCUGGUUCUGCUCCGCCUCUGGGCAGAUCUUACCCACUGCAUGGGCAGUCAAAGGGGGCUGGGAGUUUAGGAGUAGCCACAGCCCCAGACACCAGCAGUAGGAGAUGGGGGAGCGCCACGGCUGCCUGCUCCAUGGCACCAGCCAGAGAAGCAGCCGCUCUGCACUGCCCAGCUCUGGUUUCCUGCCUCUGACCUGACAAUGGUGUGGAGUGUCAGGGAGGGGAAGCAGAAGAGAGCGUGUGUGUGUGUGUGUGUGUGUGUGUGUGUGUGUGUGUGUGUGUGUGUGUGUGUGUGUGUGUGUGUGUGGCUGCCCCUGGACCUGCCUCACUGUGGUUAAGGCACUGCAGUUUGGGGGGACAAUGCCCCCACCAUGCCUCCCCCAAAUGCUGCUCAUGCUUCGAGUUACAGAUCAACACUAAUAGUGGCUACUGGAUAUAGUCCAGCACAAUUCAUGGUGGGAAGACAACUCAGAAUUACUGGUCCUAUUUUGGAAAAGAACCUAGCUCCAUAGUGGCCAGAAAGAGAGUAGCCAAAUUGGAUAAAAAGGUUAAGUGAUGUCAAGUAUCAGAGGGGUAGCCAUGUUAGUCUGGAUCUGUAGAAGCAGCAAAGAGU
This is a messenger RNA of Gopherus evgoodei (Goodes thornscrub tortoise), 3823 nucleotides long. It is a transcript of the gene ASB4, whose product is annotated as ankyrin repeat and SOCS box containing 4. The transcript has 5 exons. The coding region runs from base 432 to 1613 and encodes 393 amino acids. Gene Ontology annotation, biological process: neuronal action potential; intracellular signal transduction; negative regulation of delayed rectifier potassium channel activity. The record is from RefSeq and is a predicted model, not a curated record. Gene Ontology annotation, molecular function: transmembrane transporter binding. Gene Ontology annotation, cellular component: axon initial segment; membrane; synapse. NCBI's taxonomy places the organism in Eukaryota, Metazoa, Chordata, Testudines, Testudinidae.